Molecule: messenger RNA, 2312 nt
Organism: Cottoperca gobio
Lineage: Eukaryota; Metazoa; Chordata; Actinopteri; Perciformes; Bovichtidae
Product: septin-7
Exons: 15
Coding region: 80-1408 (442 amino acids)
Cellular component (GO): septin complex
Molecular function (GO): GTP binding
Source: RefSeq, a predicted model, not a curated record
ACGUUCGAUACUGUGCGUAUCCCUCUCGCUAAGACUACUACUACUUUACUUUAGUUGAGAGCUGAGUUUGAGAGCGACCAUGUCAAGCGGAGAGAUAUUGGUUAGUGAAGCAGACGGGAACGGCGGAAUAAUGGCUCAACCGAAGAACCUGGAGGGCUAUGUGGGAUUUGCAAAUCUUCCCAACCAAGUUUACAGAAAAUCUGUGAAGAGAGGUUUUGAGUUCACACUCAUGGUUGUGGGGGAAUCUGGGCUCGGGAAGUCGACGCUGAUCAACUCGCUCUUUCUGACGGACCUGUACUCCCCUGAAUACCCGGGUCCUUCGCAUAGAAUCAAGAAGACUGUACAGGUGGAGCAGUCGAAGGUUCUGGUAAAGGAAGGCGGCGUGCACCUGCUGCUCACCAUCGUUGACACGCCCGGCUUCGGUGAUGCAGUUGACAACAGUAACUGCUGGCAGCCAGUCAUCGACUACAUCGACAGUAAGUUUGAGGAUUACCUCAACGCCGAGUCCCGAGUCAACAGACGGCAGAUGCCGGACAGCAGAGUGCAGUGCUGCCUCUAUUUCAUCGCUCCGUCCGGACACGGACUGAAGCCCCUCGAUAUCGAGUUUAUGAAGAGGUUGCAUGAAAAGGUGAACAUCAUCCCCCUCAUCGCCAAAGCCGACACGAUGACUCCUGAGGAGUGUCAACAGUUCAAGAACCAGAUCAUGAAAGAAAUCCAGGAGCACAAAAUAAAAAUCUACGAGUUCCCGGAGACGGAGGAUGAAGAGGAGAUGAAGCUGGUCCGGAGAAUCAAGGAUCGUUUACCCCUCGCUGUCGUCGGCAGCAACACCAUCAUCGAGGUCAACGGGAAGCGAGUGCGCGGCAGGCAAUACCCCUGGGGGGUGGCUGAAGUGGAGAACGGGGAGCACUGUGACUUCACGAUCCUCCGGAACAUGCUCAUCAGGACUCACAUGCAGGACCUGAAGGAUGUGACGAACAACGUUCACUAUGAGAACUACCGCAGCAGGAAACUGGCCGCGGUCACCUACAACGGCAUGGACAACAACAAGAACAAGGGACAGCUCACCAAGCAUGAGACGGCGGAUGGCAUGAGUCCUCUCGCUCAGAUGGAGGAGGAGCGGCGGGACCACGUGUCCAAGAUGAAGAAGAUGGAACAAGAAAUGGAACAAGUGUUUGAGAUGAAGGUGAAGGAGAAGCUGAUGAAGCUCCGAGACUCUGAGGCCGAGCUCCAGAGGCGUCAUGAGCAGAUGAAAAAGAACCUGGAGGCCCAGCACAGAGAACUGGAGGAGAGACGUCGGCAGCACGACGAGGAGAAGGCGGGCUGGGAGGCGCAGCAGAGGAUCCUGGAGCAGCAGAAACUAGACGCCUCCAGGACCUUGGAGAAGAACAAAAAGAAGAAGAUAUUUUAAUAACUCUGGAGGACCUUUCUGAUGUUACAGUGUAUUAUUUUUGCCAACCUGCCAGCGCUGAUUCACAGAGCAUCUGUCAAUCAACUACAUCCGCCGUGUUGACAUAUUACUGUGCAAUGAGAAGUGAAGCCAGGGGGCAGUAGCGUGUUCCUCCUUACACACUCUUAUUAUCAGCCCUGCACUGCCAACACACACACGUAGACUCAUAGACAACACACCCGGUGUUCCUUCAUGACAAACGGGAGCAACGUUCAGUCUUUCUUUCUUCUCCUUCUCCUUUGGGAACGUUGGACGCCGCACGGCUCGGUGCUGCGUCCUUUUUAAUGCCAAAAACCAAACGGAGGUCGGCCUUCCACUCCCUGCACACAGGUAGCGUCAGGCUGAAGCUCAGGCUCUGUGUUUUUAUAUAUAUAUAUAUAUAUGUAUCUCUCGGUUCACUUCUUUAGAUAUCACAUUUUAUUUCCUCCGUGGUAUCCUCUUCCAUGUCCUGUGAUGUACAUUGUAUAACCAUGAAUUGCAGUGUUUAACAUUUUCUUAUUGCUGAUGUUGUUCCUUCUGUGUUGACCCUGCUAGAGGAACUGUUUCGUUUAGUUUCCAGUAUCAUAGCCGGUGUUUUCCAGCCAAACAUGUAUUCCUGACUUCACUCAUGCUGAGUGUAACAAUGUCCAGAAACUGCUCAUGAAGUGCUUUUUACGUGAGUUUAUUCUCAACUUCUUGCAGAUUCUGUUUUAAAUUUCCAGCAGAGUGGGAUGUUUCCCGGGGCGGGAUGUGGAAAGCUUGUGUGGAUCAACAUCUGCACCAAACUGGCUUCUUUACACAUUCUGUUUGUGUUCUGCAUCUGUAUUUUGUAAUGUCUUGUUUUUAUUGUUAAGUCACAUAAUAAAAUUGUGAUGGGGAAAAAAAA